AUGUAUUUAUUUGUGCGAUAUGUUUGUUUCUAUUCCAAUAUAUUUGGAUAUGAGAAAAAGAAAAUAAUUCCACUUCGAGACAUUACCUCUUUAGAGAAGGCAAGAACGGCAGGAAUCUUUCCAAAUGCCAUAGAGAUUGUAGCAUGGGGGAAAAAGUUUUUUUUUUUUUGCUCAUUUUUAUCUCAAGAUGAGGCUUAUCGACUAAUUGUGGAUGGAUGGAUACAACAUAGUGAACAUGCAAAGUCAUUUUUGAACUCUCGGGAUACUCCAAUAAUACCUAACGGUCCAGAUGGGACAUUGUGUGCUCAACUGGAGGAAAGUGAAACCCCACUUUUGAUAACUUACCCAAAUAUGGACUUUGUGGGAAGAGAUCUUGAGGAGACACCCCCAGAAAUAGAGGAGUCCAGUAAUGAAAUUGUCACUGAAGAUGGAGUUUGCAAUGUAGUCAAUGAAAAGAUUUCAGAAAAUUCAGUAACAAAUAAACUAGAAGAUUCCACUGCUGAAAAAGUAUCACCAGAUGUGUGCACUUCUAUAUGGCAAGUAGAAGACAUGUAUGCUCCAAAAGUACCUGAACAAUUCAAGAUGGUUGGUGAAUCAAAAUUUCCGAUUGAUGUGAAGGAGUUUUUCCAGCUGUUCUUUUCAAAAGAUGCUACCAGUUUUGCUCAAAAUUUUCAUAGAAAGGGUGGAGAUGAAGAUUUUCAAUGUACUCCAUGGAAUGAGGAUAAACAUUUUGGGCAUGUUCGUGAUGCCUCAUUUCGACAUCCUAUUAAAUUUUACUUUGGUUCAAGGUUCACACAUUGUCAAGAAGUGCAAUGGUUCAGGGUGUACAAAAACAGUCAUUUGGUGGUCGAAACAAACACAGCGCGUUAUUUUCCUGGUGAAUAUGUAUGCAAAAUGUAG
This is a messenger RNA of Cryptomeria japonica (Japanese cedar), 900 nucleotides long. RefSeq names its product protein VASCULAR ASSOCIATED DEATH 1, chloroplastic-like. The transcript has a single exon. The record is from RefSeq and is a predicted model, not a curated record. Bases 1 to 900 code for a protein of 299 amino acids. Gene Ontology annotation, biological process: negative regulation of programmed cell death. NCBI's taxonomy places the organism in Eukaryota, Viridiplantae, Streptophyta, Pinopsida, Cupressales, Cupressaceae.